AUGUCUGAAAGCGAAGACAAAGCAAGAUGUGGUCUACCUCAGUGGUUACCCAUUCCACGCAACGAUACUGCUUCCUUUAUGAAUGAUGUUGUCCUGUGCGCCGUCAAUGUACCUUUCUGUGUCUUUGCUUUUCUUGGAAACCUGGCUGUCAUUGUAGCUGUUGUCAAAACACCUUCUCUGCAAAGACCGUGCAAUAUUCUGCUAUGCAGUCUGGCCACUACUGACUGUUUAACCGGUUUGAUAUCUCAGCCGAUAUUUGUUGCAUGGCGUUUGGUGAUUCACCGCAUCCAUGAAUCUUGCGAUCAUCAGGCUGAAAUGCUUCAAGCUUUUACUGUGGGUCAAUCAGCUUUAGCAGGAUGGUCCUUCGUCAAUGUCACCCUGAUCAGCUUUGACCGCCAUUACGCGCUCGCAAAGCCUAUGGUGUACCGUACAUCCAUGACGAAGGAAAGUAAUAAUUUUCAAAUGAUUUUCUAA
Messenger RNA from Orbicella faveolata, 474 nucleotides. Its product is annotated as trace amine-associated receptor 4-like. NCBI's taxonomy places the organism in Eukaryota, Metazoa, Cnidaria, Anthozoa, Scleractinia, Merulinidae. Gene Ontology annotation, cellular component: membrane. The record is from RefSeq and is a predicted model, not a curated record. Gene Ontology annotation, molecular function: G protein-coupled receptor activity. Gene Ontology annotation, biological process: G protein-coupled receptor signaling pathway.